AUGGAGAAAUACUCAGAAUAUUUGAUGUGGACGAAGACGAAACACCUUAAACCCAACCUCAAGCAAUCAUCAAUGGAAGAAGACGACGACGAUAAGGUGCCGGCAUGGCCGCCUAGGUCAUACAGUUGCAGCUUCUGCAAAAGAGAGUUCAGGUCAGCACAGGCACUGGGUGGCCACAUGAAUGUCCAUAGAAGGGAUAGAGCCAAGCUCAAGCGUAGUUCUAAUAACACCAUGGCUUCGCCGCCCAUUUCUUCUGCUAUCAUAUUUUUUCAGGGGAAUUCCGGCGCCGCCGGCGAUCAGCAGAAGGGGUGUAAGAGGCAAAGGAUUGCCGCCGGCGGCUGCGGCAACACGGUGUCGUCGUUUAUGCCGGCCGUGCAGGUGCACAGUGAGGAGGUGCAGGUAGUUGCAGGAAUGAGAAGCAAGAAUUCAUCGUCCAUGGAAGACAUAGAUCUUGAGCUUAGGGUUGGCGUGAAGUAG
Messenger RNA from Ipomoea nil (Japanese morning glory), 477 nucleotides. RefSeq lists its product as uncharacterized. The coding region runs from base 1 to 477 and encodes 158 amino acids. NCBI's taxonomy places the organism in Eukaryota, Viridiplantae, Streptophyta, Magnoliopsida, Solanales, Convolvulaceae. The record is from RefSeq and is a predicted model, not a curated record. The transcript has a single exon.